This is a messenger RNA of Heterotrigona itama, 972 nucleotides long. The record is from the annotation of a GenBank genome assembly. Lineage: Eukaryota; Metazoa; Arthropoda; Insecta; Hymenoptera; Apidae.
AUGAGUUCCUAUCAGUUUGUUAAUUCGCUGGCGUCGUGCUACGCGGGCCAGCAAACGCAACAGCAACCACGAGCCACGGCCAAUUCACCUGGAGAACCGAUGCAGGCGGCAUCGCCCGCAGGUGGAGACUACUACAACCCGAACGCAGCAGCGACCAGCUAUCCAACACCGUGUUACUCUCCCCAACAACACUAUCCUCAGCAUGCCUACGCCACUCCAGCCUCUGGAAUGCAACACACAGCGCCCACCGGCAUGAUAGACUAUACGCAGUUGCAGCCGCAGCCUCGACUAAGCGCGACGACAACCUCGCAGCAACACAGUUUGCACCAACAGUCGCAGCAUCAUCCGCAACAUCAUCCUCAGCAGCAGCAGUUGCAUCAAGAUCCGACGACGCCGCUUCUUCAGGCCGCAUCCGCGCCAUCGGCACCGUCCACGUCUAGCUGCAAGUACGCCGACUCGACGUCCUCCACAAGCGUCGCGUCGCCCCAAGAUUUGACCACGUCCACCUCGAGAAACAGUCCAACCCCUCUGGUGGCACCUGGCACCAGCAAGGCUGCAUCAAGUCUCACCUCGCCGCCAGGAAGUUCGUCGAGGUCGUCGGUCGCCGCCUCGGCCGCCUCACCUGCCAGCGGAAGUUCCAGACCCGUGGCAGAAGGUAGUUCCACGUUGACCACCGCGUCGUCCGCCUCGUCGCCAGCAUCCUCCACUUCCAGCACCUCCAGCACCGGCAACAACACGUCGAACAAAACGAAUCCCAGCGGUAACGAGCCACCCAAGAUCUAUUCGUGGAUGAAGAGGGUGCACAUCGGCCAGAGCCGAUCGCCACGAUCGAACACGUUAAUUUGCGGGUUACGAUUGGACGGUAGACGAGCUUCAGCCAAAUUGCUGUGCGAGUUGAUCCCAAACGCAACAGAUCGUCCGAUUCGAAGAGAUAUUCGCGUUCGAAAUUAUUGCGAAACAAGGAUAAUUUGA